Messenger RNA from Chinchilla lanigera (long-tailed chinchilla), 4553 nucleotides. It is a transcript of the gene Sema4d, whose product is annotated as sema domain, immunoglobulin domain (Ig), transmembrane domain (TM) and short cytoplasmic domain, (semaphorin) 4D. Gene Ontology annotation, biological process: negative regulation of transcription by RNA polymerase II; positive regulation of cell migration; negative chemotaxis. Gene Ontology annotation, molecular function: chemorepellent activity; semaphorin receptor binding. Lineage: Eukaryota; Metazoa; Chordata; Mammalia; Rodentia; Chinchillidae. The record is from RefSeq and is a predicted model, not a curated record.
GGGGCGGUGCUCGGCCGGGUCCCGCAGGUCGGCGCCGCUGUUCGCUCUGGCCCGCGGUGGACACCCGCUCCGGCCCGCCGGCUGCUAUUUCGGCCCGGGAGGCCGCGGCCUCUGCGCCCCAGACAGCACCACGCACUCAGACAGACUCUGCUGACAUCAGACAGAGGGAAGAAACCAAGUCCUAGUUGCUGAAAUGUCUGCUGGUGCUGAGCGUUAGAGUGGAGGUUUCUGAGGACUCGGGGCCAGAAGAGGGCGGAAAGCCUACAGCAGCACAAGACACAGUGAACGCGGCAUGUGCUGUCAUCCUCCUUUCUGCCUUUCUGAAAGAGUACUUGGUAGCAUUUUAUUACAGAGUUCUUCUAAACACACAGCAGGGGCUCCUUCAGAGGCUGCGCAAAACCGCAGUGCUCUUGGACGAAGGUGGAGGGAGCAGCCCGCGUCUCCCCUGGCAAGCAGGGCAAUGUGGGUUCUGAGGGACCUUACCACUCACCAGGUCUGCACUGUGCUGCUGCCGCUGGCCUGCAGCCUCUGAGCGCUGUCCCUCUGACGCCUGCCACAAACCCCUGCUGCCCAUGAGAAUUUGCUGCUGGAGACCCUGCCGAGGCCCCCACCUGUGAGGAUGUACGGCGCUGCCGCGGAGCUGCUCCCAGCCCUGGCGCUGGUGUUUGGGGCAGCAGUGGCAUUUGCGCCCAUUCCCCGGAUCACCUGGGAACACCAAGAGGUGGGGCUGGUGCGGUUUCACGAGGCUGGCAUCUACAACUACUCAGCCCUGCUGAUGGGCGAGGAUGAGGGCACCCUGUACGUGGGUGCACGGGAAGCCAUCUUUGCAGUGAGCGCGCUCAAUAUCUCCCGGAAGCUGCAUGAGGUGUACUGGGAGGUCUCAGAAGACAAAAAAGCAAAGUGUGCAGAGAAGGGGAAAUCAAAACAGACAGAAUGCCUCAACUACAUCCGAGUGCUUCAGCCACUCAGCUCCACUUCUCUGUACGUGUGUGGGACCAACGCAUUCCAGCCCACUUGUGACCACCUGAACUUAACAUCCUUUAAGUUUCUGGGGAAAAAUGAAGAUGGCAAGGGAAGAUGUCCCUUUGACCCAGCACACAGCUACACGUCCGUCAUCGUGGAUGGAGAGCUAUAUUCUGGGACGUCGUAUAAUUUUUUAGGAAGUGAACCCAUCAUCUCCCGAAAUUCUUCCCACAGUCCUCUGAGAACGGAGUAUGCGAUCCCUUGGCUGAAUGAGCCAAGCUUUGUCUUUGCCGAUGUGAUCCGAAGAAGCCCAGAUGGCCUGGAGGGUGAGGACGACAGGGUCUAUUUCUUCUUCACGGAGGUGUCAGUGGAGUACGAGUUUGUUUUCAAGCUGAUGAUCCCACGUGUCGCCAGAGUGUGCAAGGGGGACCAGGGCGGCCUGAGGACCCUGCAGAAGAAAUGGACGUCCUUCCUGAAGGCCCGGCUGAUCUGCUCCCGGCCGGACAGCGGUCUGGUCUUCAAUGUGCUGCGGGAUGUGUUUGUGCUGCGGGGCCCGGGCCUGAAGGAGCCAAUAUUCUACGCACUCUUCACCCCGCAGCUGAACAACGUGGGACUGUCCGCAGUGUGCGCCUACAACCUGUCCACAGUGGAGGCCGUCUUCUCCCGCGGGAAGUACAUGCAGAGCGCCACGGUGGAGCAGUCCCACACCAAGUGGGUGCGCUACAACGGCCCGGUGCCCACGCCACGGCCUGGAGCGUGCAUCGACAGUGAGGCGCGGGCAGCCAACUAUACCAGCUCUUUGAGCCUGCCUGACAAGACGCUGCAGUUCGUCAAAGACCACCCUCUGAUGGACGAUUCCAUCACCCCGAUAGACAACAGGCCCAAGUUAAUCAAAAAGGACGUGAACUACACGCAGAUUGUGGUUGACAGGACCCAGGCCCUGGAUGGGACCGUCUAUGACGUCAUGUUUGUCAGCACAGAUCGAGGAGCCCUGCACAAAGCCGUGAACCUCGAGAGCGAGGUACACAUCAUUGAGGAGACCCAGCUUUUCCAGGACUCCGAGCCAGUGCAGACUCUGCUGCUCUCCUCGAAGAAGGGCAGGAGGUUUGUCUAUGCCGGCUCCAACUCAGGUGUGGUGCAGGCGCCGCUCGCCUUCUGCGGGAAGCACAGCAGCUGUCAGGACUGCAUACUGGCGCGGGACCCUUACUGCGCCUGGAGCCUAGCCGAGGCUGCCUGUGUCACCGUGCACCAGUCCGAGGGUGCCAGCAGGGCAUGGAUUCAGGAGAUGAGUGGCGACACAUCCUCAUGCCCCGAUAAGAUUAAAGAAAGUUCCCCGCAGCGUCCUUUCAAGCACGGAGACACGGCAGAACUCAAAUGCUCCCAAAAGUCCAACCUAGCCCGGGUGGUGUGGAAGUUCCAGAAUGGUGUGCUGAAGGCUGAGAGCCCUAAGUAUGGUCUGAUGGGCAGGAAAAACCUGCUCAUCUUCAACCUGUCAGAAGGAGACAGUGGGGUGUACCAGUGCCUGGCAGAAGAGAGGGUCAGGAACAAAACGGUCUCCCAGGUGGUGGCCAAGCUGGAGGUGAAGGUGCUCCCACGGCCCUCACCAGCCCCCAGUUCACCGGCCUUUCAGGCCACCUCCAGGGUGCCUGCAGCAGCCACCCAGGGGUCUUCUCCCCCCAGCCCGGAUGUACGGGCCACCUCCCCUGGGCCCAUCACCCCACCACCCAGGCCGGCACCCACCAGCACAUCCUGCGAGCCCAAGAUUGUCAUCAACACGGUGCCACAGCUGCACUCAGAGAAGACCAUGUACCUGAAGUCCAGUGACAACCGCCUCCUCAUGUCUCUCUCACUCUUCCUCUUUGUGCUCUUCCUCUGCCUCUUCUCCUACAACUGCUACAAGGGCUACCUCCCCGGGCAGUGCUUGAAGUUCCGCUCAGCCCUGCUGCUUGGCAAGAAGCAGCCCAAGCCGGAGUUUUCGGACCUGGAGCAGAGUGUGAAGGAGACACUGGUGGAGCCUGGGAGCUUCUCCCAGCAGAACGGAGAGCAGCCCCGGCCAGCCCUGGACACCGGCUAUGAGACAGAGCCAGAUACCAUCACCAGCAAAGUCCCUACGGACAGGGAGGACUCACAGAGGAUAGACGAGCUCUCUGCCAGAGACAAGCCAUUCGACGUCAAGUGUGAACUGAAGUUUGCAGACUCGGACGCAGAUGGAGACUGAGGCACAUUCCUGCGGGUGUCUUGCAGUCCCUUUGUGGGGAGUUUUGUGUUUAACUUGUUCAGUACCCGAGUCUCCAGUCUUGUCACCGUGCAGCAAUCCUUAGUCUUGUUUUUCUCUCGGGUUGAGCCUGUGACUUGUUCCUCUUUGUGCUUUGGGAAAACAAGUAUCGCGUCCGGUCCAAGUCCUGCAGUGGGUGGAGCACUGGGCGACCUCUUUGCAGGUGGUGGCCCUGACCUGAGCCCUUUGUGUCAUGGGGGAGAGACGACUGAGUUCCAUCGGCUGCACAGGGCUCCUUCCUCUUCCCUUCCCCAUAGCAGCCACUAAAAGCUAAUUUCAUUCCAGAUUGGAAAUGACGUUUUAGUUUAUCAGAUUGGUAACUUAUUGCCUGUUGUCCAGAUUGGCACGGACCUUUUCUUCCAUUGAAUUAUUUUUUAGGAUUUUGCUUUGAUUGUGUUGAGUUGUAGGUCAUUUUUUUUUCAUUACCGGAGCAGAUGUUUUAAUAUUUAGAAAAAGAUGUUCAUCUUCCAGAUUUUGUUGUAUAUUGGAAUAUGGCUUACGUUGCUUACGAUUCUCAGGGAUAGACUUACUUUUUGCUAAAUGCAUUCUUUCUGCUUUUAGAAGUAUAGACCUAAAAAUCACAUCUCUUAGCACUCACCUUUUUACUUAUUACUUUAGUCCUUGGAAGCAUCAUUUUCAGAGAGAUUUUAUUUCUCUAUAUUUUUAACUUUGGUGAAGAAGAAGCCUGCCCUGCACACACUGGGAGGUGUCGCCUGAAGAAGGGUCCAGGCACUGACGAUCAGGCUGCCCUAGGGGAGGAGCGUGUUACCAAGCCACACCUACAGCUGCCAGGCCAGCCCUCCUGUUGGGGGUGGAGCCUUCACAAGGAUGUCUUGGGUUCUCUGAACAUCUCCCGUCUCUUCUUGCUUCCAUCUCAUCCCCACUGCCACCUAGACUCUGUCCUCGGCCCCACGGAGCUGUCCCCUCACUCCUGGAAGACAAGUGGUCCAUGGCAGCUGCGCCUCUGGCUGUGGCUGUGACCACACAUCUGGUGCACACGGCCACUGUCCCAGCCUGGCCUCUGCUGCUAUCGUUACAGAUGUAAAGGAGCGGUAUGGUUUUAACCUUUGUUUGUUUUACACUCCGUCUCCUGCUUUGUAAAUACCCACGCAGAGGAGGACUUUUGUUCUGUGGCAGAGAACAAUAAACUCUGGAUUUCUGUGUUCCUGUGUGGACAGUCUCACCUUUCAGCAUGAUACGAGUUCAUCCUUUGUGGUGUAAACUUCUGUGUUUUAUAAGAUUUCCUUUGUUUUUAUUUUUCUAUCUUGUAUCCAUGUGGAAAAUACUCGAAUAAAUGAGAGGCUUCUGUCAUUCA